AUGAAUCGCAUCAUCAAGUACGGAAGUGUUGAGGCCAUUCCAUACUACAAUUGUAGUGCUAAAACCUCUGAGGAAUGGUUUGCAACUGGUCUCCAACGUCCUCUCUUCGGAUGGACUAUCUUAAUUUUUGGUAUUCUCAUCGAGUUGUUUUACAUUCCAACCAUCUAUAUGAUGUUUCGAACAAAGCUAGUUCAUAUGACAUGCUAUAAGUUUAUCGUUUGUCUUGGAGUCACCGACAUGCUUGCCACGUUGACUUGUUCAAUCUUCAGUGGAUGGUUAUUCAUUCAGGGAGCAGUUUACUGUAACUACCCGACUUUCAUCUAUUUGGCUGGUUGCCUGGGAUUGAGUGGCUGGUGCAUGGCAUGUGGAUCCACUCUUCUUCUCGUUAUCAACCGUGUUUUCGAUGUCCUUCAUCGUCCACUCUCUGAAUUCCUUUUUGAUGGAAAACGUGUUUUUCUCUCAAUUGCUCUUAUCUUCAUUUAUGGAACAUUGAUUGCAAUGUUCUCUCCAUCAAUAAUUUUCAAUUCAGUUAUUAUGGCAUGGAUUGCGGACCCUUUGACAAUUGACCCGGAAUAUAAAACUGAUGAGAUUUCUGAAUAUUAUCGAAACCAUGUUCAAUCUACAAACAACUGGAUAUUCGUGUCCGCUACCUGCUCUCUUUAUGCCAUUUAUUGCGUGCUUGUCAACAAAAUGCAACGAGGACAGAAAUCGAAAGCAUCACGUGGAGUAUUCAUUCAAUCAAGUAUCAUUUGUUCCUUCAACACCUUCGCUGCCAUGUCAUACAACGCAAUGAUGUUUAUCCCACCUCCCCCGUGGGUUGUGGUCAUCGGAGAGUUGUGUUGGUCGAUUGUUCAUGGAUGCCCGGCUAUCGUGUAUCUCACAAUGAAUCGAACAAUUCGAAACGAGUUUUUGAAGUUUUUCAAACUCAAAAAAGCCAACAAGAAAGUCACUGAUGUCUCCUCUACUUCCAAUAUGCGUCACACUGGAAUGGCUCCGACCAGCCACUAA
Molecule: messenger RNA, 1008 nt
Organism: Caenorhabditis remanei
Lineage: Eukaryota; Metazoa; Nematoda; Chromadorea; Rhabditida; Rhabditidae
Exons: 5
Coding region: 1-1008 (335 amino acids)
Source: RefSeq, a predicted model, not a curated record